CAGUGGCGCCCACUGUGCCACAGCAACGCGGAGGCCCAGGGAGCCUGUUGCCGCCUCGGAGGCAGGAGCUGGCCCUGAGGGAAGCCAGGCAGUGCCACACCAGCUGAGUUGGCCUCGGUUUCCCCCACUCUCUGGGGUGCUAGGCUGGCCCGAGCUGAGGGUGGAGCCACUGGAAGCCCAAACCCACAGGCAGCCUGGGGCAGAGUUUCACUGGAGUCUCGCUCGGCACCGGGAUCUAUGUCCAAGUUUUAACUCUUGCUUACAAAGACCACAAUAAUUCCUUCCCCACAGCCAAGCAGCCCCCCAGCCCCGCGCAGCCCCAGCCUGCCUCCCACCGCCCAGCUGCCCGCAAUGCCCUCCAGCGGCCCUGGGGACACCAGCAGCUCCGCUCCGGAGCGGGAGGAGGACCGCAAGGAGGGAGAGGAGCAGGAGGAGGCUCGUGGCAAGGAGGAGCGGCAGGAGCCCAGCACAGCUGCGCGGAAGGUGGGGCGGCCUGGGAGGAAACGCAAGCACCCCCCGGUGGAAAGCAGUGACACGCCGAAGGACCCCACGGUGACCUCCAAGUCCCCGUCCAUGGCCCAGGACUCAGGCUCCUCAGAGCUGUUACCCAACGGGGACUUGGAGAAGCGGAGUGAGCCCCAGCCAGAGGAGGGGAGCCCCGCUGGGGGGCAGAAGGGCGGGGCCCCAGCCGAGGGAGAGGGUGCAGCUGAGACCCCGACCGAAGCCUCCAGAGCCGUGGAGAAUGGCUGCUGCACCCCCAAGGAUGGCCGAGGAGCCCCUGCAGAAGAGGGCAAAGAACAGAAGGAGACCAACAUCGAAUCCAUGAAAAUGGAGGGCUCCCGGGGCCGGCUGCGGGGUGGCUUGGGCUGGGAGUCCAGCCUCCGCCAGCGGCCCAUGCCGCGGCUCACCUUCCAGGCGGGGGACCCCUACUACAUCAGCAAGCGCAAGCGGGACGAGUGGCUGGCACGCUGGAAAAGGGAGGCUGAGAAGAAAGCCAAGGUGAUUGCAGUAAUGAAUGCUGUGGAAGAAAACCAGGGCUCGGGCGAGGCUCAGAAGGUGGAGGAGGCCAGCCCUCCUGCUGUGCAGCAGCCCACUGACCCUGCAUCCCCCACUGUGGCCACCACACCUGAGCCUGUGGGGGCCGAUGCUGGCGACAAGAAUGUCACCAAAGCAGCCGAUGAUGAACCGGAGUACGAGGACGGCCGGGGCUUUGGCAUUGGGGAGCUGGUGUGGGGGAAACUGCGGGGCUUCUCCUGGUGGCCAGGCCGGAUUGUGUCUUGGUGGAUGACGGGCCGGAGCCGAGCAGCUGAAGGCACCCGUUGGGUCAUGUGGUUCGGAGACGGCAAGUUCUCAGUGUGGUUGUCCCUCCAGGUGUGUGUUGAGAAGCUGAUGCCGCUGAGCUCCUUCUGCAGUGCUUUCCACCAGGCCACCUACAACAAGCAGCCCAUGUACCGCAAAGCCAUCUACGAAGUCCUGCAGGUGGCCAGCAGCCGGGCGGGGAAGCUGUUCCCAGCAUGCCAUGACAACGAUGAGAGCGACACUGCCAAGGCUGUGGAGGUGCAGAACAAACAGAUGAUUGAGUGGGCCCUUGGAGGGUUCCAGCCCUCUGGCCCCAAGGGCCUGGAGCCACCAGAAGAGGAGAAGAACCCCUACAAAGAAGUUUACACAGACAUGUGGGUUGAACCCGAGGCAGCUGCUUAUGCACCACCCCCACCAGCCAAAAAGCCCCGAAAGAGCACAACUGAGAAGCCCAAGGUCAAGGAGAUUAUUGACGAACGCACAAGAGAGCGGCUCGUGUACGAGGUGCGGCAAAAGUGCCGGAACAUCGAAGACAUUUGCAUCUCUUGUGGGAGCCUCAAUGUCACCCUGGAACACCCUCUCUUCAUCGGAGGAAUGUGCCAAAACUGCAAGAACUGCUUCCUGGAGUGCGCAUACCAGUACGAUGACGACGGCUAUCAGUCCUACUGCACCAUCUGCUGUGGGGGGCGUGAGGUGCUCAUGUGCGGGAACAACAAUUGCUGCAGGUGCUUUUGCGUGGAAUGUGUGGACCUCUUGGUGGGGCCGGGGGCUGCCCAGGCAGCCAUUAAGGAAGACCCUUGGAACUGCUACAUGUGCGGGCACAAGGGCACCUAUGGGCUGCUGCGGCGGCGGGACGACUGGCCCUCUCGGCUCCAGAUGUUCUUCGCCAAUAACCACGACCAGGAAUUUGACCCUCCGAAGGUUUACCCACCUGUCCCAGCGGAGAAGAGGAAGCCCAUCCGGGUGCUGUCACUAUUUGAUGGAAUUGCUACAGGGCUUCUGGUGCUGAAGGACUUGGGCAUUCAGGUGGAUCGCUACAUCGCCUCGGAGGUGUGCGAAGACUCCAUCACGGUGGGCAUGGUGCGGCACCAGGGGAAGAUCAUGUACGUCGGGGACGUCCGCAGCGUCACACAGAAGCAUAUCCAGGAGUGGGGCCCGUUUGAUCUGGUGAUUGGGGGCAGUCCCUGCAAUGAUCUCUCCAUCGUCAAUCCUGCCCGCAAGGGACUCUACGAGGGCACUGGCCGGCUCUUCUUUGAGUUCUACCGCCUCCUGCAUGAUGCGCGGCCCAAGGAGGGAGAUGAUCGCCCCUUCUUCUGGCUCUUUGAGAAUGUGGUGGCCAUGGGCGUUAGUGACAAGAGGGACAUCUCGCGAUUUCUCGAGUCCAACCCUGUGAUGAUUGAUGCCAAAGAAGUGUCAGCCGCACACAGGGCCCGCUACUUCUGGGGGAACCUUCCUGGUAUGAACAGGCCGUUGGCAUCCACUGUGAAUGAUAAGCUGGAGCUGCAGGAGUGUCUGGAGCAUGGCAGAAUAGCCAAGUUCAGCAAAGUGAGGACCAUUACUACUAGGUCGAACUCCAUAAAGCAGGGCAAAGACCAGCAUUUCCCCGUCUUCAUGAAUGAGAAAGAGGACAUCUUAUGGUGCACUGAAAUGGAAAGGGUAUUUGGCUUCCCUGUCCACUAUACCGACGUCUCCAACAUGAGCCGCUUGGCGAGGCAGAGACUGCUGGGCCGGUCAUGGAGCGUGCCGGUCAUCCGCCACCUCUUCGCUCCACUGAAGGAAUAUUUUGCUUGUGUGUAAGGGACAUGAGGGCAAACUGAGGUAGUGACAGAAGUUUAAACAAACAAACAAACAAAAAAAAUAAAACACAACAAAACACCAAGAACAUGAGGAUGGAGAGAAGUAUCAGCACCCAGAAGAGAAAAAGGAAUUUAAAACAAAACCACAGAAGCGGAGAUACCGGAGGGCUUUGCCUUGCAAAAGGGUUGGACAUCAUCUCCUGGUUUUUCAAUGUUAACCUUCAGUCCUAUUUAAAAACAAAACCAAUCUCCCCCACCCUUUUUUUUUGGUCAAACAUUUUGUUUUCUACUCUUUUCAGAGGGGUUUUCUGUUUGUUUGGGUUUUUGUUUCUUGCUGUGACUGAAACAAGAGGGUUUAUUACAGCAAAAGUCAGUAACAGAAAAUAGUAACAAUACCUUGCAGAGGAAAGAUGAGAGAGAGGAAAAAAGGAAAUACUAUAAAAAUCUAUAUAUUGGAUUUUUAUAGUAUUUUUUUUUUUUUUUUUUUUUUUUUUCUAUAUAUCUUUUUUGUUGUUGUCUCUAGCCUGAUCAGAUAGGAGCACAAGCAGGGGACAGAAAAUAGAGACACUCAGGCGGCAGAAUUCCCUCCCAGCCACUGAGCUGUCUUGCCAGCACCAUUCCUGGUCAUGCAGAACAGAACCCAGCAGCAGUAGGGAGACGAGACCACCAUACAAGACCCUUUUAUACAGUAUUUCAGGUGCCUACCACACAGGAAACCUUGAAGAAAAUCAGUUUCUAGAAGCCGCUGUUACCUCUUGUUUACAGUUUAUAUAUAUAUGAUAGAUAUGAGAUAUAUAUAUAAAAGGUACUGUUAACUACUGUACAACCUGACUUCAUAAUGGUGCUUUAAAACAGCGAGAUGAGUAAAAACAUCAGCUUCCACGUUGCCUUAUGUGCAAAGGGUUUUAACUGAGGAUGGAGAGAGGGAGACAGCUUGAAGGUGGAUCAUUGUCAUGUGGGUUCUUUUCCCCUUGGUGUUUAACAAGGUGAAAGAGGAGAAUGUGGGAACAGCAUCCUCCCAUUUCUCCCUGCCAAAAAGGGGGGUGGUAAGAUGAAGUGGUCGGGACGGUGGAAAGCUGAGGUGGAAUUCAUCCAGGCUCACGCAAUAACCUUUUGAUUUUUUUCGAAAAGGAGACUCCCUCGGCAAGAUGGCAGGCUAAGGGGUCUCAUUCCCAAUUUCUCACAUUAGCCGAUUCGAGGGCUCCUUGUGGUGGGAUCAGAGGUGAUCCAGAGUGCGGGGAAAGUGACAGUUCAAGCCCCACCUGGAGCAAAUAAAAAAACAUACAAAACGUACUGGUGCUUUCCUGUCUAAGUCGCCUUUUGUGUGUUCUUUUAUGAGGCCCCCACCAUCCACCCUCUGUGCACAAGGCGGCUUCCGGCCCCUGGAAUGUGAUGUUUUUGGUCAUCUCCAAAGGCUGCAGUUUUAUACUGGGAGGCUGAUGACACCUUUUGUUAUAAUUAUUCUUAUGGUUCUGGUUAUAAUUAUGUUUGUUUUCAGAUUUUCUUUAAGAAAACGAAAACCCAACCCCCCCUCCCUUUAGGUUUCAAACCAAGGUGCGGGGAGCAGGGUGCUUCUAAGUUAGUGGUGGCCCUGGUGCCCUGGCUCCCUACCCCUCGGGCCAGGUGGGCCACCGGGCGCAGCAACAGCUGGGCAACUGGGGAGUCCCCCCAAGGCCGGCCUUCCGGCGCGUCCCUCUUCUCUUCUACUUCCCCUCCUCUCAAGUCAUGUGUGUCAGGGCUGGAGGGAGGGCCGGGCAUCUCUCUCCGCGUGUGUGUGGUUGGAGUGGUGUGUAUUUCUUUUCUAGUACUUGGUCUGAUGAUAGCUGUCCCCUUACCUCGCGUCGGCAGCACCUGGAGCCCCAAGUGCAGACACUUGGUUCCACUUCCUACCGAGGCGGGCAGCCUGGCGUUGACGGUAGGCAGGGACAGCAUUGGUGGCUCCGGGGUGAGGGCCAAUGGGCAGAUGCUUGCCUGGAUAGAUGGGGUGUAGAUAUGUGGCAUAUAGAGAUAUAUAUUUUAUAAUGGGAGGGGGGAUGGCACCUCCUGGGACUGGCAGGGCUGGGAGGUGUGCUGUCAAGCACAUGGUCCCAAGUUCGCAUCCCUAGAAAGAUAGGGCCUAUGGUGAUAGGCGCUAUAUAAAUACAUAGAUAGGGUCAUGUAUAAGAAAUAUUAUGUAGUGGGGAGCGGGGGAAGGGGACUCAGAACGCUGAUCCUCAGACCCCAUGCAGACAUAAGCCCCACACCAAUCAAUCAAUUCCACACACAUACACAGGAACAUAUUUCUCUACCGAUGCAUAAUAAAUGCACUCACUCACACACAGCCAGGGAGCUCCCAGUGCGAUUCUCCCCAGGAUUCAGGACUUUGUGGAGUCGGCCCUGCAGCUCUUUACCUCUGUUGCCCUGAUUGCAGGUAGACUGUCAAUCCCAGAAGUUGCUAGGUGCUGAAGGCAGGAAAAGGAGGAGGUUUCAUUUUAGCAGGUGCUCUCCUCUAGCAGGUAGCGUUCUAUCUCUUUUGCCCCUGGUGAUGUCAAAAGAUUCUUCUGUUAGCAACCUGUGAUACUGACCUGCAACUCUAGGCACCAGUAAAGUCAGCCCUCAACUCCCCCUACCUAUUCUCCCCCAACCAAAAUGAAAUUGACAUCCAGGUCUGUCUUGGCCAGGGGGCUUCCAUUGGAAAGAAAUGGGACAGCAAACCUCAUCUUUUGAAUAAAGCAAAUUAGUAAUUGGUGACAAAACUAAACCAAGACUUUGAAUCCCUCGCUCAUUGCUCAGGAGUAAGCUCAUAGCCGGUGGCCGCAGUCUCCCACUCCUUUUAGGGGUGCUUAGUUCUGGACCCCAAGCUACUCAUUUCCUUGUUGGAUUGGUUUUUAAGAUCACAUCCAGUUGCUUCCUGCCAGCUCUGUGACGUGAUAGCAGGUGGUGAUGCUGGACCCUCGUGGGGCUGGAGCAGCUAGGAGGGAGGAUCCCUCUGCCCCUCCCUCGUUGGAGUCUCUGUACCUAACUGUGGUGCUCGCCUGUCCCCUCCUCCUCCAGCCAGGCUCCAUCUUCCUGGCCUGGAGUCCACCAGCACCACUCCAGGAGGGCUGCGGGGAGGAGGGCUGCCUCAGGCAGUCCCAGGUGCUCCCUCCCCCGCCGGCCAUCGCUGCGGUCUUCCCAGCCCUGGUGUCAGGACAGUGUCCCCGUGGGCCUUCCUCUGCAAAAGGACUUUCCAGCUCUCGUGGCUCUCCUAGGCCUUUUGUCCACUGCUUAAGUGAAGGAGUUUGCCUUUCUUAGUAGCGAAAGCUCCACCCAAGGGCUGGUGUGGGGAGGAAACUUGGUAGCCAAGGAUGUGUGGCAAGCCUGAGGGAUUAGCGUGGGCUGGCCAGCUUGCUCCCAGGAGGCCUGGUUGUUGUGGCUGAUACUUCAGAGCGCUUGUUCCUCCCAAUCUAGCAACCUGACUGGGCCCAGAACGGGCCAGCUGCCCCCUCGCACGGAUGAGAGUUAAUCACCAGCGUUUCUUCCAGCCCAACCUGUGGGUAGAACUUGGUAGAGUGCAGGGGACCUUGGGAAUGUGCCAACAUGGCCAUGCUGGGGUGCCCUUAACAAUCUGCUUCCAACCCUGGGGGCCAGGUAUCGGGUCACCUUCUGGAGGGGAGCUGUGCUUCGACAGGCUGAGGUAGGGUUGUGUGAAGAUUAAGGUGUGGGGGAUCAUUACACUUGCUGUGGAUGAGGCUGAGGGUAGAGGCCUUGGAGCAGGAGAAACCAAGGCAGCCUAGGGGAAAUUCUGGAGUAUGUCGCCAGCGGGAUUUUCUUUGUAAAGAGCCGGCCCAUUUACCCCUGGAAAGGAGGGCUUCUAGGAACUGAGGAGGAUGCCUCCCUACUUAACUGCAGGUGCCAAGUGAGGCGUGGUGCCAAAGAUCUGUGGCUCCGGUCUGGGGGAGGUAGCGGGGGCUCAUGCCAGGUCGAAGAGCCCUUGGUCUCCUGCUUGAGGAGGAACUUAGUCCCCAGCAGGUGGCUGCUGAGCCCCGUGGGCCUCGAGCUGGCUGGUGCUAACCCCCCUCCCCACAGGACUGGCUGGAGAACGACAGGCUAGGGGAGCUGCAGGUGAGGAUUAGAGGGGGGGCGGGGUGCUUCUGUCGGCAGCUGACGACAUGGAUGUGUUACUAUCUGUUUUUCUCUCUAGAGCCCAGAACCUUCCUGCUAUUGAACAUUCUACUAGAAAGCAAACUUCCCAAAAGAGCAUCCAGGACCUCUUAGCUUUUGAGACAGGCUUGGGAGUGGUUGGCUGGUGAGAUGCCCGUGUGAGUUUUGGUGAGUCGCUAGGGUGAGGACUGGGACAGGCAGACCCAGCAGGCAGUAAGGCUGUUGCCUGUUGAACUGGUUCCAUGAGGGCCGGCUCCCCUUACUUACCGCUCAGCUGUCAGCUCUGGGGAAGCCUGGAGGGGAAUAACUCACCAUCUCCAGCACAGGAAGGUCUGUAACAGGAGCAAGGGAAGGAAUAUUUCAGCAGAGCCAUCUGGGAAAUGUCCUACAGGAAAACUGCAGUCAGCGGUCUUCAUAUCUUUGAUUAUGUAAGUAUGCAUAAAGUGGAUCCUGGAGGCGGCUUUGAAUUCCUGUUGCUGUUCGACUUGGUGCGGAGUUGCUGUGGCCCUGGUGUCUUUCAGAGGUGUCAUUUUCAGGAAACUUGCAGGAGGCCCCUCGAGUUGUGGCUUGGGCCCUGGUGCCUGCCUGGCACUGUAAUCUGAAGAGGGCUGGCUGUUUCGUUUGGUCAGGGGACCAGCAGAGCCAAGAUUCUGGUGAGCACUGAGUUUCUAGCCGGGCCCCAUUUUGAUCCCAGGAGGUGAUGAGUCUGGAUUUGUCAUCGGGCAUUGUCUAGUCUGAUUGCUCCCAGUGCUUGUGAUUAAAGGCGACACUGGAGUUGUCCUGCCGUCUGGCAGGGAGCAGCUGAAGCCUUUCCCUGACCCCAGGAUGGGAAGGGUGUUGUGGAGAGCUGGCUGGAGCUAGCGUGGCCCUCCCAGCCGUUCUCUCUCUUGAGGCAGGGAUUGACUACAAGUGUUCGGAGGAUCUAGGAGGAGAGAGAAGAGAUUAAUUUAAAGGAUGGACUCCACUGUGCUAGCAGAAGCUCUCGAACCUUUACGUUUUGGUCGGGGAAGGCUGGGGUCUUUGGGAGGCCGCAGCCCCUCGUGCACCUGUGUGUUUCAGCUCAGGCCGGCUUUGGUUGGUGACCUCUUGCUUAUCCCUGACCCCAGGCAGUGGAGUUUUGGGGGAGGGAGACACAAGCAGGGAAAAAGCAGUAAGGACAAGGAUGGAAAGUUCCUUUGCUAGUCAUGACUGGCUAAAUUGCCCAAACAGAGGCCGGUGGACUCCUGUUAACUCCACUAACUGGAAAACUCCCCCAGUCUGCUCCACCCGAGGGCCGUGGGAGGGCGGUUUUCUUGAACCCCAGUGCGGCGGCCUCAGUCCCGUGCCUGAGGAGAUGAGCAGGGAUCGAAAGCACCACCUGAGUCCCAUUUCGCUUCACAGACUGAUUUGGUUGCACAGCCCUAGAAUUCAACCAACAACAAAAAUGCCGAAAUUCCUUAGAAUACGCAGAGGGAGGAGGUGACUCAACAAGGUGCUAAAACAUUUUAUUAAAAAUAUAUAUUGUUAAAUUAAGUCUGCUGUCUGGACAAUGACUGUUUGUUUUGUUUUCUUGUAGUGGAGUUUAAAAGAGACUAUUAUUUUACUCUGAUAUAUUAUUAUUAAAAAGGCAUUUUAACUUUGUACUUGAAAACUAAAUGAGCGAUUUCAUGUGUUUUAGCUGAGGCAUUGAAGUAGCGGGUGCUUACUUAUUUGUGGGAAAUCAUGUAUUCAUACUGAAGAAUAAACUCCGUAGCUGACUUGGUAAUAACUUUUACUGUUACAGACGAUUUCGCUUUGACCCCGGCGGCAGAGCACUUUACUCCACAUUCCACGCAGCUAAAUGCAGGACUUACUCCCCAGAUCCUUCCCUCCCACCCCUCUUUCCUUUUUCUUCAGUUCCUCUUUUUUCCUUUUUUUUUCCUUUUUUUUUUUUCCUGGUUCCAGCAUCCUUUCACCACUGUAUUUUUUUAGGGUUGCUUCUCUAUUUAUUGACAAUAAUAAUGUACAUUUCACAGUCUGGUUCUGGGACAUCCAGGGAGGGGCGCGUGUGUGAGGGCCCUGAGGGGGUCCCCCCGCCCCCCGGUGUUCUGUUGUAUCUCUGUGUAAGUGAUGCUCGUGACAUAGCUGUUUAUGAAAUUAAAGAGGUCAGUGCGUACAGCAGAUGUAGAAAGUCUGUCAGUUCCGCCUUCAUCACAUUUUUUUUGUGCCCAGAAGAAUAUAAUAAAGCUCCUUUCUAAUGUACUUGUGCUGGAGAACACUUGAAUAAAUGGACUGUUUUUGUGCAAAAAGAAAAACGGAAAAAGCACCGUAAUAAUGUCCUUUUGUCUUGCGUCUCCUUUCCCCUGACAUGACUGUUGACAGCCUGCUCCCGAGGGGCUGAGUGCCCAGGUGGGAGGACUAGCUUUGGGUCCAGACGACGUAGUUCCUCCCUUUAAAACAUCACCUAUGUGAGCAUUAAGUAGGGACUGUAAACUGGGUGAGAAAAAGGACAGUUUGGUUGACUUGAAGCUCAAAAAAUAACUUGUAGUGAGAUAGGUUUGCUGGAAAAGCAAAUUUUGUCCUGGGCUGAAUGAUAGUUUUCAGAGUAGAGCCAGGAGAGGAGAUGGUUUCGUGCCAGUGUCUUGGUCAGGUGAGCCUGAGGGCUUUUGCUCCGGGCACUGUUCCCCUCUCUGGGGGGUUUCUCCAACACACAAGGUGCCCAGAGGAGAGCAGCUGGGGUUCUAGACAGUCUGGACUCUGCAAGGAACCCUGGAACGAAUUGAGGCCCUUGGCCUAAAAAAGGGAGAAUUGAGAGAUGUUUGCAAACACUGAGAGGGCAGGCCCAAGGGGCUGGGAUGAUUCUGGGUAGUUCCGUAAGGCAGCAGAAGUGGGGUCAGUUGGCAGGAGUUGACCUGUUUCAGCUCAGCGUUUCACCCCUGGCCAGCAGGGCAAGGGGCUGCCUGGAGUGCAGUAAAGCCCUGGUCAGGAAGAGGCGCUGGACAGUCACUGGGGAUACUGCUGGCCUUCCUUGAGACCCCAAGUCUGGGUUCCUCUUGGUGCCUGGCGCCUCCUCAAAACUGUCUUGCAAGUGGGCGGUGCCUUGUGGUUUGAAGAGGCCGUUCACACAGUCUUCCCUUCAUCCUCAUGAUUCUUUGCCUGGCAGUCACUAGUUCCCUGUCCCCACCAUCGAAGAGACUGAAUCUGAACACAUCUAAGAAUUGGGAUCUUCCCGCCACAUCUCAACUCUAAGACCCCUGGCAUUCUGUGCCAAGCAGGUCCAGCCAAUGGUUUCUUCCCUUAAGGGAGGGUUAUUCGAACCUUCUUUUCUGCAUUAGACUUCCGGGGAGGUUUAGGGCUGCACCACUUUGCUGGCAGCUUUGAAAGAAAUUAUCAGGGGAGAAUUUGAGAAAAAGGAGAAAAUAGGCUUUUUUCAUGGGCACUUUUCUUUACAAAAUUGUAAAUGUACAUUUAACUUUUAUCCUACUUUUUUAUAAAUAGUUUUCAGUGUUGAUGUAGAAUUCUUUUUUUUUAAUGGCUGCAUGGCAUUUUCUUGUUGGAUGUUUGUUUCUUUAUAUAUGCAUUUUAUUUUAGCUAUAAAUAGAGCUGCAAUAAAUAUCUUUAUGUGUUGGCUUUUCCCCCCUAUAUUUUGUAUUUUUUCCUUCAGAUACAUUCCCAGAGAUGAGACUUACUGGGGCAAAGUAGAUGAACAUUUUGGUUGGCUCCUGAUGCCCACUCCUGGAUUUCCUCCCAGUGGUCAGCAAACAGAGUGUAUGUUCAGCUCUGAGGCUCUCGGUUCGGAAAAAAAUAUAGUCCUUAGUUUGGCCAAUUCAGAAAUCUGUGUUAAUACCUGUGAGGAAGUAAAGACUUAAGACUUUUUUUUUGAGAAGUAAGAGGUGGGAACACCACCGUUUGGUGACUAAAUUUUGAAUAUUAGUUCACUUGGCAUGCCUACCUGGCAGAAGUCUGGUGGGGGAUGGAAUUCACCCUGAACCUUAGAGACUCUAGCUCAAGGCUAAGGAGAAAUGAGAGGGUGUCAUCCAUGCCCCCUAGCUCUGAAAGCCAAGCCUGAGCACCCCAGUGUCGUGAGCUGGGAGUUCAAGGUGUGGCCAGAGCCUACGGAAGGGAGCUGCUGGGGCCAUUUCCUUAAUAAAACUGUCCUGUGAAGCUCCUGGAUUUGAACAAGGUGUCAAUCAAUGAUAGGGAGGGACAGGGGAGCGUCAGAGCUGGGCAGGAGUCAAGGCAGUCAUGAAUGACGGGGGCCAGAGCCCACUGAGACUGCCCGGGGGGUGGGGAGGGU
Molecule: messenger RNA, 11472 nt
Organism: Equus quagga
Lineage: Eukaryota; Metazoa; Chordata; Mammalia; Perissodactyla; Equidae
Gene: DNMT3A
Product: DNA methyltransferase 3 alpha
Exons: 23
Coding region: 352-3096 (914 amino acids)
Biological process (GO): negative regulation of DNA-templated transcription
Cellular component (GO): cytoplasm; nucleus
Molecular function (GO): DNA (cytosine-5-)-methyltransferase activity
Source: RefSeq, a predicted model, not a curated record